GUAUUGUAGUUUCUACGAUACGACCCUGUCAUUUUCUGUUUUUGUGACAGAAGACCAGAUGUCUGCCGCCGUUAUUUUGGCCGCUGUACUCGGCGGUGGAGUGAUCCUUAUCGCUCGGAGAUUAUUUUCGAGACGGUCGUCCGUGAAGAUAGUGCGUCAUCCGACCGGGAUGAUGCGCGGAAAGACGGUGAUCAUCACUGGCGCGAACAGCGGCAUCGGCAGGGCCACGGCGGCCGAACUGCUCAAGCUCCAAGCACGGGUCGUCAUGGCCUGUCGGGACCGGCAGAGCGCCGAAGAGGCGGCCCGCGAGAUGAGGCAGGAGGCGGGGCCGGACCAGGGCGAGCUGGUGGUCAAAGAGCUGGACCUGGCUUCCCUCACCUCCGUGCGCUCGUUCUGCCAGGAGAUCAUACGGGAAGAACCCAGAGUUGAUGUGCUCAUCAACAACGCAGGCAUCUACCAGUGCCCCUACACCAAGACAGAGGAGGGCUUCGAGAUGCAGUUUGGGGUCAAUCACCUGGGGCACUUCCUCCUCACUAACCUCUUGCUGGACCAUCUGAAGAAGUCUUCCCCUAGCCGCAUCGUCAUCGUCUCCUCUAAGCUCUACAAGUACGGUCACAUCAACUUCGACGACCUCAACAGCGAGCGGAGCUACAACAAAGCCUUCUGCUACAGCCAGAGCAAGCUGGCCAACCUGCUGUUCACGCACGAGCUGUCCGGGCGGCUCGCCGAUUCGGGGGUUACCGCCAAUGCCCUCACGCCAGGGAUCGUGCGGACCAAGCUCGGGCGCCACGUCCGCAUCCCUCUCCUGGCCAGGCCCCUCUUCCACCUUGUCUCCUGGGCAUUCUUCAAGAGCCCUCUGGAGGGGGCGCAGACCCCCAUCUACCUGGCCUGCUCUCCAGAUGUGGAGGGCAUCCAGGGCAAGUGCUUCGCCAAGUGUCAAGAAGAGGAGCUGUUGCCAAAGGCCACCGAUGACCAGACGGCCAGGAGACUCUGGGACAUCAGCACCGUCAUGGUGGGUCUGUCAAACUGAGACGGAUGCUGUGCGAGACCAUAGAGACUCCAGCAUUACACACGAGUGGAGAGAACCUGCUGUCGUUUGACUCACCGCAGGUGACAUUUAAAUUUGUGAUUUCACUCUGCUGCUACAUACACCUGGAGUGUACUGUGUUUUCAUCCUCAUUUAAAACACUGUCAACUGAAUGUAAGACAUUUAUCUAAAUAGAAAGAGAUUAUUUAUCUAAUUAGAAAGAGGUUUCCCAAGAACUGAUCCACUUCACAAUUCAUAUUAAAUGGUGUGAUAUUUGGUGAACUGUGCUGUGUAUGUAUAUAUAUUGACACAUAGGUGACAGUCGUACGUGUCCUGCUUACUGCUACAGAAGGAUGGUGUAAACCUUCACAUAAUGAUAAAAAGAAAUGUACAUUUGAGGACAUGUAUUGUGUGCUUACAUAUUCCGGACCUCCUUAAACAGGUGCGUACACAGCUCAGCUGUGUCUAAAGUGUGCUUUUAUUUGGUUUUGCCUUACUUAUCAAUUGGAGGAGGACAAU
Scleropages formosus (Asian bonytongue) is the source of this 1546-nucleotide messenger RNA. RefSeq names its product retinol dehydrogenase 14-like. The transcript is spliced from 2 exons. The record is from RefSeq and is a predicted model, not a curated record. Bases 59 to 1030 code for a protein of 323 amino acids. NCBI's taxonomy places the organism in Eukaryota, Metazoa, Chordata, Actinopteri, Osteoglossiformes, Osteoglossidae.